AUGCAGGCGAGUCCAGUAUUACGGUUAUCCCCAAGAAGCUUUAAUUCCUACUCUGAUGAAGACCAAUUCGUCGGGAAAAUUGUGGAAGAUUUUAGCGAACAGGUCAAAAUCGUAGCUUCUGAUCAUAUGAAGUUUGAGAAUAAUAUGAGGAUCUCCGAAGAUGAUCAAGUUCAGCAACAAUCACAGCAUGAAAAUGAAGAGGAAGAACAAGAAGAACCAGAUGAAGAAGAUGGUGAUGAAGAUUUCUCUUUUGUAUGCAACGUAGCCGUCGAUCCAUCAUCGCCGAUUUCGGCUGACGAUAUAUUUCGGAACGGUGAGAUCAGGCCGGUUUUUCCUUUAUUCAACCAAGAUCUCCUUCUCCUUCUCUCUGAUCAUGAGGACGUUGAUUCUGAUAAAACUUACAAUUCUCGUCUAAGGCCCCAUCGGCGGCCUCCGCUGAAAAAGGUCUUCAUUGAAACAGACGACACUCCUCUACCUCCGUCAUCAUCCGAAUCCGACGACAUCGACGGGGUCGCCGACGGUCCUUACUGUGCCUGGUCAAAAGGAAAAGUAAUCGAAGCAUCUCCGGAGGUAUGCAAGAAAAGUAACUCCACCGGAUUUUCCAAGCUUUGGAGGUUUGGGGACUUUGCCAAUCGGAGCCACAGUGAUGGCCGGGACGCGUUUGUUUUCUUGAACAAUACAACCACCACAAAGGCGGCGACGAGUGUUAAGAGAGAAGAGAAGGUAGCUGAGAAGAAGCCGGAGAAGAUAAAGACCGGAGAGUUGAAAGCUAACGUCAAUGGUGUAGGAGGAGGAGAGAAAAUUAAAAAGGCGAAGAAGAAGGUAGUGAAGGCCGAAACGUCGUCUUUGUCAGCUUACAUGAAGAAUAGAGCAAUGGACGAAGAUCGACGAAAGUCGUACCUGCCGUACCGGCCGGGGGUUGUUGGGUUCUUCACUAACGUCAACGGCGGGUUAACCCGGAAUGUACACCCCUUCUAA
Messenger RNA from Ilex paraguariensis (yerba mate), 978 nucleotides. Lineage: Eukaryota; Viridiplantae; Streptophyta; Magnoliopsida; Aquifoliales; Aquifoliaceae. The record is from the annotation of a GenBank genome assembly.